Messenger RNA from Synchiropus splendidus (mandarinfish), 4304 nucleotides. Its product is annotated as protein phosphatase 1 regulatory subunit 3E. The transcript has a single exon. The record is from RefSeq and is a predicted model, not a curated record. Gene Ontology annotation, biological process: regulation of glycogen biosynthetic process. Gene Ontology annotation, cellular component: protein phosphatase type 1 complex. The coding region runs from base 483 to 1409 and encodes 308 amino acids. Lineage: Eukaryota; Metazoa; Chordata; Actinopteri; Syngnathiformes; Callionymidae. Gene Ontology annotation, molecular function: glycogen binding; protein phosphatase 1 binding.
CUCGGUUAAAAGAAGCUUCGUCUGUAGUUCACGUCAUGUCAGAGCAAACCGCCGGCGAGGCAGCGUCGCUGGGCUGUACUCUGCGUCACUACGCGGCGAUAAUUUGCGUGCGUUUUGCGGUGUCAUCUUGUGGAAGAGCGGACGUUUGGUUUGGCACGUACACCUACGGAGAGCGGCGCACGUGCCGCUUCCGCGUCACGCCAUGACAGUUGCGCAGCAAGAGGCGCGCGAACAGCACAAACGGCACAAAACGGCAAGAGCCUCGCUGAGACGUCCAAUGAGUGGCGGGACUGUUUUUUCCCACUCGGAUCGGAGUCAGACCCGUCUCAGCCGGAUUAUUGGCACCAGCUGCAACGGCUGCGCUGAUUGGUCCGGAGCAGCCGAGUGACGCGAGCGCAGCGCCUAUCGACGGCCGCGACGCUGACACCUGCGGACGGCGCUUCUUCAUCACGAGCGCACCGGCCGCUUCUGCAGUGCAGUGUAUGGAAGCCGAGCGCGCGCGCCCUGCCGUGGCCAUGCUGCCCCCGAAGAACUGCCUGCCCAGGAACUACAGCUGCAUCGCGGGGCUCUUCGGGAGUCUGGCGGCGGCGAACCCGCGGCUGGAGGAUGGGGAGGACUUGGACCUGGUGAACGGGACCUGCGAGCCCAUCGAGAGCCCCGUGGUGGAUGAGAGACCGCGCGGCAGGGAGGUCUUCCUCAAGCCGCCGCCGCAGAGUCCCAACCUGCGGCGGAGGUGCAAGUCCCUGCCGACACCCACGGAGCGCGCCAAGUUAGAGAUCUCACGCGCCAGGAGCCCGAGCAGUCAGAAGAAAGUCCGGUUCGCGGACUCUCUGGGUUUGGAGCUCAUCUCCGUCAAACAUUUCGACGACUCGGACGCGCCGGAGGUGCCGGAGCGCAUCUUGGCCAAACUGCCCAGAGCGCCCGCGCAGCUGAACCACCUGAACACCAGGUUCCCGCGGGCUCCGGCCCAGUCCGUGUUCAUGGAGCUGCAGUUCUCCAGCCCCGGCUCUCUUCCUGGCUUCGAGCAGAAGGUGAGGGAAGUGAAAGUUCUGCUGGAGAGCGUCGAGUCGGACGAGUUCAGCCUGUCCGGAUUCGUGCGCGUCUUGAACCUGGCCUUCGAGAAGAGCGUGUCUUUGCGCUACUCGCUCAACAACUGGAUCACCUUCAUGGACAGCUUGGCGUCUUACGUCCCCAACUCCAGCGACGGCGAGACCGACAGGUUCUCCUUCAAGGUGGUGAUGCCCAGCUACCCGGAGAACGGAGGGAGCCUGCAGUUCGCCAUCAAGUACUGUGUCGGCGGCCAGGAGUUUUGGGACAAUAACAACGGGAACAACUACAAAGUUCGGCGGCACAAGUUCAAGAUGUCUCCACCGCGGGAGUGGGAGAACGGCUGGAUUCACUUCAUCUGAGAUGUCUUCCUUGCUUCAUGCUCUGGUGGUAGCAAUUGUUCUUGGUAUCCAGGCCCGGUUCCAAUGAACCAGAGGGCCUGGGCAAAGACAUCUUAAAGGGAGCGUUUUAAGUCAUGUAAUGCAUUUGUUUAGAACAUGCUCCCACUCGGUUCUGCCAGUCCAGCUCCCUUAAAUCUGACCCUCUUUCUCCCUUGCAGUGUCUCUGGAUGGUUUGGCAUGUUUCAGUGCAGAGCCUGUGAUGCACAUUGUGCGGGAAUAAGUCACACUGCGCAGUUAUUUUGUUCACUCAGUGUAACAAGUGUGGUUCUAUAUAUACACGGAGCGAUAGGAGUCCGAGCUGGUCCGCACAUUAGGCAGACUAAACGGCCUGACCGCACCUUUCCUGAUGAAAUGAGUCCCAGUAAAAACAACAGACCCUACUAAUAUAGUGUGUUUAAGGUGCUGGAGUUUUGGGUGAGGCUUUGAAAAAUGAUUUUUUUUUUGUACCGGCUGAAGAAUCCCAAGGUCACCUCGGAAUUCCCUUAAAAGUAAGAGACCUACUUUUGGCACAUGUUAGAAUUCAACUCCAGCCUGUAAAGAAUGAUUUAAAUCGCAUCUUCACACACUUGAGAGCCAGGAAUGAAGCGUUUUUGUGUUUGUGAAGUGUUUUUUUUUUUUCACUGAGCGUUCAAGAGGUUCUCAGUGCGGGAUGUUGUGAGAUAAACUGCCUUGAUGUCGGGGCUCCUGUACAGCUCACUGCCCUUUGGGAGGGCAUGCUCUUGUUAUGUAAUGUCCAGACACGUGACGGAGCGAACGUGCCAGGCAGCAUCCCUGAUCCUGACGGGGAAGAGCUGUGCAUUUAUUUGGCCAAGCACUCGGCUGCUGACGGUAUUUUAGGUCUGUUGUUGCACACGACGUCUGGAGGAGACGCAGGAAUCCUCUUGGCUGACGUUAUGUCACUGCUAAUCUCCUGCAGCCUGGGGAAGACGCCACUCUGUGACAUCCAUGGGUGUGUUCGCUUCCUCCUGAUAGAACAUUAAAUGCCUUAUAUUCAGAGCCAUGGUGCGGAAAUCUCUGCGCCAGGAAUGGUAUCUUUCCUCUCUUUAGCCCGGGUGAAUUUGAGGGCUAGAUUGCAGGCGAAAACAUGGCCAAGUAUCAUUUGUAAUUUCCUCGAGGCUGCUUCGUUUUAAACAUUGGUAGCGAUUUUUACAUGUAUGCAUCAGCACUUUGCGGAAGAGUCGCUGAAUAGUCAAUUCAGUUUGUAUCUGAACUGUAAAUGUGAAGAUGCUGUGUUCGGAUAGUUAAGCUUCUCUUCAUUUCAGCACCUAUUUCUCAGUGAUUCCUAAGAUUUAGAUGGCAUUUCACCGCUAUAAAAAUGUUCACUUUUAGGGAGGCAGACUUCUGAACACCCUGGAAAAUAACCUUUCAGCUUUGUUUGUGUCCAGCAACGAUUGAAGACAUUCAUAGAGACCCCUUUUUUCAGUUGUGGCUGUUAGAUUCAAGGUCGUCUCUUGCCCUCCGUGUCACAGCCUUAUCAUUCAUAUGAAACAAUUUGACAUUAUUGAGCUCAAUUACCAAAAAAAAAAACAUAAGAGAUUUGCCUUCGCCGCUGCCCAAAAAUGUAUCAUCACAUUUUCAUCUUUGAGAAUUUUUUUUUUUUUUUGCAAACUGUGUCGAACCAACUUCCGAAGUAUCGUUACUCACUGUGCAAGAGUCAAGACCUGGUGGUUCAGUAUUAUAUGCUACUUGAGCCUUUACUGUUUCUCCUGUGUCGGAACACAAGUGUGCGCAUGCCUUUAAGUGCAGUCUUCAGUCCACCAGUUCUUUACUGACUCCCCUUGUUUACAUCAGCGACGCCUCAGAUUCUCUCUCUCAGAUGUGGUGUGAGAAACAAACCUGGAGUCGUUUCUUGUCAAGGAGCAGUUCGCCACGUGUUCAUUGAACUCCACUGUGGAUUUGAGUCUGGUCGUGAUAGAAACUAGUUUUGUCAGUGAAAAAAGUGAGUCGUCGAAAUGUGUUCGCUUCAGUCUGUGUUCCACCUUCAAUGCAGUUUGAAACCAGAGCGCCUGCUUUCUUCUGUAGCAGUUUUCAUUUAACACACCAUUGUGCAGGUUCGAAUCUCACCGUCGCCGUAGUCACAACCCACUUUAUUGCACACUUGAUGCAAAGCAAGCUGUAUAGAUACUGUAUAAAUGUCUUCUUGUUUCAUAUUGAAUGUCUUCCUGUUGCAGUUCUCCGUGUAUUCUAGACGAUUGGACUGUAUUGUCGGAGUGAAAUUAAUGAUAUUGUGAAUUAACAGAGCUUUUGUAUAUUCAUCCUCAACUGUUUUCUAAAAGCACACGUUCAUCCUUUCUAUCCAUGAACCCACUUUAAAUGGGACAGAUGAAAGGUGCAGUCGUGUAAUGAGGCGAUGAGUUGUAGCUGAAUGAGUUGUAGAUGAGUCUAAAGAAACGUUGGAAGCAAGUUAAUACUGCCUUAAAUAGUUGCGUCACAGGUGGAAGUGCUUGAUAGACCAGGAAGUGGUUGAGAAUACGUGCUACUCGACACGUGUCGACACAUGAUUGUAUACUGAGCAGUUUAAUGCACUUUGAGCGAUGAGCAGAAGGGACGGGUUGAGGUUUUCUCUGAGGUGUAAUAGCGAAUAUAUAUAUAUUUUUUAUCCUGCUUAGCUGCUCUCUCUCCCGCAAAGAAAAGCCUUGAUCAGUUUGUUGACCAUUUAUAUUUUGUUUUUUUCCCCGUGUACAUUCUAUGCAACCUUUCCUGUGGUGUCCUCAUCUAUCUGUUCUGUGUGCUGUUCAUAUGUUAGCACUGACUUUCUGCCAUGUUUGCAUGAACAUCUGGAUCACAACUUUAUUUUUAGCUUUCCAUUAAUCUUUGUAAAACGACGCUGAAUUAAAAUGUUGUGUGACACAAGAA